AUGAAGGAUCCCGCGACGACACCGAGGACGCCGAACGCGAGGAGCGCGGCGGCAAAGGCGAUUUCCUUGACUGGCGCACCACGCGGGCCUCCCACCGCGCCGCCGACCAGGUCGUCGUCGUCGGUGAUGGAGAAGGCGUGGUCCACGUACGCCAUUCCGAUGAAUCCCGCGGCGCGGGUAAGGUGGGCACUCGCCUCGCCUGGCUGCGGGUACGGUGGUUUCGCGAUCUGGAAGCUCGUGGAAGAAUCGGGGAAAGCGCGGGAGGGGAGGAGGCGGAAGCUUGGGAGGCGGGCAAAGGCGACGAUGAAGAGUCAGAUGGCGCUGUCGAUUCUCGCGGUCGUUGCGGGGUCUUAG
Molecule: messenger RNA, 354 nt
Organism: Miscanthus lutarioriparius
Lineage: Eukaryota; Viridiplantae; Streptophyta; Magnoliopsida; Poales; Poaceae
Source: the annotation of a GenBank genome assembly